GGCCAUGCUACCUCCCAUGACAUAGCAGAUAUCAUCACUAUUUCUAGAAGAAGAAGAAAAAGAACGGGAGGACGGAACGUUAAGAUACGAAUAGACCGAGGACGCAAACUCUCAUUAACAGCAAACAGACACUCUCCACAUUCAUUUCCCUUUCAAGCUUCAGAAGGUCUUGUUCUUUCUUUUCAAAACCCCAUCCAAUGCAAUAUCUUGUGCUAUUCAGUCUAUUACUUGAUCAUCGCUUACUCUAUGCAGCACCAACACUCAAUACUAUCAAACACGAUAAAUUUGCCUUCAAGCUCUAAGGAGACCACAUGUUCUGUAACUAUUGUGACACUGAUGAGGUACAAGGAACACAUGCAAUUUGAAUUUCGAUCUGCGUCAUUCAUCACUAUACGCGUCUACUCACUAUGCCUGGUGUUGGUGUCUGAUGGUCAAGCUAUCUUCUAA
Messenger RNA from Periconia digitata, 447 nucleotides. Lineage: Eukaryota; Fungi; Ascomycota; Dothideomycetes; Pleosporales; Periconiaceae. The record is from the annotation of a GenBank genome assembly.